AUCAGGGCAACAGUAGAGGAGGUGUUCCUGGUAGCCAUCUUGGAUGUGCGGAGUGAUUGUUUGGCGAAAAUAAUUAAUAUAAUUUAGAAAAAUAGCGUGAGGACGUAGGCAAAUACGAUUUAAAAGAGUGGCGUCAACUAAGAACAGAAAAGAUAAAUCGGAAAAUCCAGUGAAAGAAGGCAUGAAGACAGCAUCCUAGUCAACAGUCAUGGCUGAUAAAAGGAAACUUCAAGGUGAAAUAGAUCGAUGUUUGAAAAAAGUAACGGAAGGCGUGGAACAGUUUGAAGACAUUUGGCAAAAGCUUCACAAUGCAGCCAACGCUAACCAGAAGGAGAAGUAUGAAGCAGACCUCAAGAAAGAGAUUAAAAAACUACAGCGUCUUCGAGACCAGAUCAAGACGUGGGUGGCCUCCAACGAGAUUAAAGACAAAAGGCAGCUAGUGGAGAAUCGCAAACUGAUUGAGACGCAAAUGGAGCGGUUCAAGAUCGUGGAGCGAGAGACCAAGACAAAGGCGUACUCGAAGGAGGGGCUGGGCUUGGCACAGAAGGUGGACCCGGCCCAAAGGGAGAAAGAGGAGGUCGGCAAUUGGCUAACGAAUACAAUAGACACUCUGAACAUGCAGGUGGACCAGUUUGAGAGCGAAGUGGAGUCCCUCUCAGUCCAGACUCGAAAGAAGAAGGGAGACAAAGAGAAACAGGACCGCAUCGAAGAGCUGAAACGCUUCAUCGAAAAACACCGGUACCACAUCCGGAUGCUGGAGACCAUCCUGCGCAUGCUGGACAACGACACCUUGCCGGUGGACUCCAUCCGCAAGAUCAAGGACGACGUGGAGUACUACAUGGACUCGUCGCAGGACCCCGACUUCGAGGAGAACGAGUUCCUCUACGACGACCUGGAUCUGGAGGAGCUCCCUACCUCUCCCUCUGUCUCCCCCCAUCCAUCUCUUGUCUCUCUAGCCGGGUCACUGGUGGCCACGUCCCCGCCGGGCCAAUCGCUCCUGGACGACGAUCUCUUCCAUCAGAUCUCCAGCGGCACGCCUACCUCCACCACUUCCUCCUCGCCCAUCCCUCCCUCGUCCGCAACUUACACUACGGAGAACUCUGAAGAUGACAAGAAAAGGGGACGUUCGACAGACAGUGAAGUCGGUCAGCUGUGCUGCACCAGGAGUGGUUUUGAAGUAAUGCCUUUUAUAAAAUUUCAGUCGCCUAUCAAGAACGGCAACCCCUCUUCGUCGUUGUCCUCCUCCUCCUCUUCAUCCUCCUCUUCAUCCUCUGCCUCCUCGGGAGCCUCCUCAUCCUCGCUGGCGACCAUCGCCGGGGUUGGCCUGCCGGUCACUGGGGGCAACAGCCUCCUGGGCAACAUGGGAGGUCUCCUCUCCAACUCUGGCAGCUACAGAGACGCUACCCAACUGCAGCAGCAUUACCAUACCCAGCAGGCCAGAAACUCAGUCAUCUCCUCCAACGCCCCCUCCAACUCCAACCCUUCGAACAACCUCCUCCUCCCCAGCCCCUCCGCUUCCUCACCCGCCAACUCUAGCACAACCCUCCCCCCACUCACGCCCAACACCCAGUUGCAUGCUCCGUCAAGGCCGCCGCCGUCCUCCAGCUUGGGGCUUGGGUUGGGCUUGGGCCUUGGUAAAGGCGGCAUUACGGGGUCACCGGCCGUCAGCCAGAUGUCGGGCCUUGGCUUGUCGGGGAUGCCGGCAUCCCUAAACACCAUGGCCGGGCUCCUGGCGGGCUCAACUUCGGCCCCCUACGCCACGGCAGCAGCAGGCUCCGGAACCAUCGGAAGCCCCCUAGCAGGGAAAAGCGUCAGCAGUAGCAGCCCGAACUCCGGCACAGUGGGACCGAUGGGCGGGAACACUGUCAGCGAUCGAUCCACGGGCCUGUUGGGCUCUGCGCCCUGUGCAAUUGGUGUCAGCGGUGGGAUCCUCAGCCUAAGCGGCCUUGGCUCAGGGCAGUUGGCGGUCCAGGGCCCUCCCCUGGUGGCCUCCAGUCCCAUAGGAGGCCUGUCCCCUGGAAGCAGCCUGGGAGCCAUAGGAAGCAUUGGAGGGAACUCUGGUUCAGGCGCGCCAAGCAGCAGCGUGGGCAUGGGAGGAGGAAGCACGGCAAUCACAAGGCCACCCAGUGGACAGAAGCAGAAUGGUAGCACUAGUUACAGUGCUGUAGUAGCAGACAGCACACCCGAUUCCGCCCUCAAUAGUGCCAGCCAAUUACAAAGCAGCCAACCCUCGUCUUUGACCUCCACCACCAAUCAGCCUAAAGACAGUGGCCCCAGCCUCUUAGGGCCCAUGAUUCUUCCCACCAGCUCUCCCUCGCCCUCCUACAGCGAGAGUAAACUUCCAGGCAGCGGUAUGCUCAACGGGCCACUCUCCUACACACAGACCUCUGAAAGCAAGCCCCAGGAGCCUCUGAGCACUCUAAAGUCUAUGGCAGAACGAGCGGCACUGGGCUCAGGAAUGGAGGGAGAGAUGCUUCCUCUGCACCUCACCACAGACAUUUUCCCCAGCACUACAUUGCCCCCGGGGCCUCCCUCGGCCCCCCAGCAGCCCUCGCUUUCAGAGGUCAGCAUCCCCCCAUCGCUGGGCGUGUGCCCACUCGGGCCUGUGCCCCUGUCCAAAGACCAGCUGUACCAGCAGGCCAUGCAGGAAUCGGCAUGGACGCACAUGCCCCACCCCUCCGACUCGGAGAGGAUCAGGCAGUACCUGAUGAGGAACCCAUGUCCCACCCUGCCUUUCCACCACCAGGUGCCACCCCCCCACUCCGACUCUGUAGAGUUCUACCAGAGACUGUCCACGGAGACACUGUUCUUCAUCUUCUACUACCUAGAGGGCACCAAGGCCCAGUAUCUGGCAGCCAAGGCCUUGAAGAAGCAGUCGUGGCGGUUCCACACCAAGUACAUGAUGUGGUUCCAGAGGCACGAGGAGCCCAAGACCAUCACAGAUGAGUUUGAGCAGGGGACGUACAUUUACUUUGACUACGAGAAGUGGGGACAACGGAAGAAGGAGGGAUUCACGUUUGAGUACAGGUACCUUGAGGACCGAGACCUCCAGUGACAUAAGGCAGAGGAGGAGAAUAAAAGAAGGUUGGACUUCCGUCGACAUUCCUGGAUUGAACUCAACACACUGGGAAGAGGGACAGAUUCAGACGCCAGACUGAGCCAGUCUUAGCAGAGCAUAAUGCAUUUGGAGCUUCUCCCUCUUUGCCCUGCGAAGCCACACCCCCUACAGUGAUAAACCCCUCCCUCUUUUCCCAUAAGGCAGUUUUGAUUUAGAUUGGAGCUUUUUAUCUCUUACCUGAACUGGAUCCCUUUUUAUAUAUAUAUAUAUAUAUAAUGUUUGGUUGAUAACACACUCCUUUAUUAUUUUUUACUCACCUACCACUCAUUUGAGAGAACCAAAGAUGAUUGGUCAAAUCUGUUUUAAUUCCCAGCAGUAUGGCAGUCCAAUUUAAAAAAAAAAAAAGUGACUAGAUGAAGCGAGAGGCCAAUCAAA
Oncorhynchus tshawytscha (Chinook salmon) is the source of this 3493-nucleotide messenger RNA. RefSeq names its product CCR4-NOT transcription complex subunit 3. The record is from RefSeq and is a predicted model, not a curated record. Bases 209 to 3055 code for a protein of 948 amino acids. The transcript has 18 exons. Gene Ontology annotation, cellular component: P-body; CCR4-NOT core complex; nucleus. Gene Ontology annotation, biological process: nuclear-transcribed mRNA poly(A) tail shortening; regulation of stem cell population maintenance; regulation of DNA-templated transcription. NCBI's taxonomy places the organism in Eukaryota, Metazoa, Chordata, Actinopteri, Salmoniformes, Salmonidae.